Neodiprion virginianus is the source of this 600-nucleotide messenger RNA. It is a transcript of the gene RpS12, whose product is annotated as 40S ribosomal protein S12. Lineage: Eukaryota; Metazoa; Arthropoda; Insecta; Hymenoptera; Diprionidae. The record is from RefSeq and is a predicted model, not a curated record. Gene Ontology annotation, cellular component: cytosolic small ribosomal subunit; ribosome. Gene Ontology annotation, molecular function: structural constituent of ribosome. The transcript has 4 exons. The coding region runs from base 144 to 569 and encodes 141 amino acids. Gene Ontology annotation, biological process: translation.
CGCACGUCGUGUAACUGGUGAUCGAAUCGAGCGAAUUUACGAUAAUCAGUGUUCCACUUGUGAAAAUAAAUCGUUUUGAGCAAACUAGAAUCAUUUUGUAAUAAUCUUGUGUGUAUAUUUCAGGUCUCCAGCGAGCUCCAACAAUGUCUGAUGUGGAAACCGAUGAUAUUCCCUCCGGUGUGGCGGCUGGGGGACCCAUGGACGUAAAUACAGCCCUUCAAGAAGUUUUGAAGAAUGCUCUUAUUCACGACGGAGUUGUUCACGGACUCCAUGAAGCGGCAAAAGCACUUGACAAGAGGCAGGCGAUGCUCUGCAUUCUGGCAGAAAACUGCAACGAGCCGAUGUACAAAAAGCUAGUACAGGCAUUGUGUAACGAGCAUCAGAUUCCUCUGAUCAAAGUUGACAAUAACAAGAAACUGGGUGAAUGGGCUGGACUCUGCAAAAUCGAUAAUGCUGGUAAAGCGCGCAAAGUUGUUGGGUGCUCCUGCGUUGUCAUCAAGGAUUUUGGAGAAGAGACGCCUGCCAGGGAUGUUCUUAUGGAGUACCUCAAACAAAGCUCUGUACUAUAAGCUCGUUUUAAUAAAACUUCCUAAACUGUAA